AUGGCCGCCGCCAUGCUUCGAUAUGUGGAUGGGGCAAUGCCCGGCAAGACUUUGAAACGCAGAGCGUCAACGCCGGAGCGAUUGGCAAAAAAGCAUGCCAGUAGUAAAAAAUACGAGGAAAACCGGCCAUCUCGUUAUGUGAACGGGAAGUGGCAAGACGGCAGACCGUGGCUUGUCCUUGACUUUGCCAAUAACAGUAUGACCUGUAAAACAUGCAUCGAGCAGUACACGAGUACAUCGAGUAGCAUGAGAGGUAAGAACACUUUUAUCCAUGGAUGUAAGAAUGCUAAAAUAUCUGCAGUUGUUGACCACGAAAGCAGUUCAGCGCACAAAAAAGCUGUAGAACUUCAGAAUGACCAGAAACUAAAACAAACGUCUCAACAUUUAGUACAAUCAACACCAGCUGCGGCAGCAUUAUUAUCGUUGAAAAAGGGGCAAAGAAACCAAAUGACACAUUUGUUCAGAAACGCUCAUGCUGUUUUGAAACAGAAUAAACCCUUAUCAGACUUUGUGUGGCAUUGUGAUUUGGAUCAAGCCAAAGGGCUUGAUAUAGGCACAACCUACAGAAACGCAAAGGCUGUAUUGACAUUUGCAAGAUCCAUAGCCAAUGUUGAGAAGAAAACUACUACAACCUUAGUGAAAAAUGCUAGUUUCUUCUCAAUAAUGAUGGAUGGUUCAACUGAUAUUUCCGGAGAUGAGCAAGAAGCAAUAUAUAUUCGUUGCUGUAUAGGUCAGGAAGUGGUCGAUCGUUUCCUUGGAAUAGGAUCACCAGUAUCUACAUGCUCCAAAGAUCUGAAAAUGUUUGUCAUCAAUAUGCUUGACUCACAUGACAUUGAUAAAGCCAAACUUGUUGCGCUCGGUUCGGAUGGGGCUUCUAAUAUGACAGGUCACAAAUCAGGGUUAGCACAACUCCUUCGUCAAGACAUCAAUCCAGAGAUGAUCAACAUUCACUGCUUUGCACAUAGACUUGAAUUGUCAUUCCGAGACGUGAUGAAGAAACAAAACCUUUAUGAUAAAGUUAUGACACUACUGAUUGGUAUCUACUACCAAUACACAAAACAAUACAAAAACAAAAGUGGUCUGCGGAAUGCAAUCUCGUGUCUGCAUAUUAAAGGAGUUAUGCCAACAAAGGUGACGGGGACACGCUGGAUGGCUCAUCUUUCUAGAGGGAUAGAUGCAUUUCUAAGAACUUUCAGGGCAUAUGAGGCACACCUCUCUACUCAAAGCCACGAGAAAGCCAAGGCAGGAGGUCUCUUGAAGAUCAUGAUCAACAUGAAUGUCCUUUGCUUCAUCCUCUUCCUUAAGGAAAUCUUGAAACCAUUGAUGAUGCUUUCACUUAAGCUCCAGGCUCCUGCUACAACUGUUGGAGACACCUGUGUGUGGGUAGAGGCUACUGUAAAUCUAUUGAAAGAUCUUAGAUCAAGAGACACAGAUCAGUUUGAUGAGGUAUCGGAGGUGCUUACAACAGGUAUGUACCAGGGUAUAAAACUUAAAGGACAGACUCCAUCAAUGCCUUACAAAGAAACGAUAAUAGAUGGCCUCAUCAAGGCUAUAGAGGACAGGUUUAGUCGUCCAACCUCACAGGCCAUUCUCGACAAUGCCACCAGGAUUCUCCAUUUUGAUAAAUGGCCACAGAAAGAUAGUCAUGAUGUCAAAGACUUUGGAGCUGAUGCUAUUGUGGCAGUGACUUCCAACUACCGAAACACAUUCCAUCAUGUCAACCCAAGUUUUGAUACUGAUGUUGCCCUAGAAGAGUUCAAGUUGUUGAAAAGAGUUCUGUAUGCAAGGUAA
Messenger RNA from Pecten maximus, 1791 nucleotides. RefSeq names its product zinc finger protein 862-like. Lineage: Eukaryota; Metazoa; Mollusca; Bivalvia; Pectinida; Pectinidae. The transcript has 5 exons. The record is from RefSeq and is a predicted model, not a curated record. The coding region runs from base 1 to 1791 and encodes 596 amino acids.